GUAACUCAGCACCUCACCAGGUUCAGUCAUACACAGUCCAAAUGCCUCAGCCAGGACAGCACAUAUCAGCAUAUCCUGUGCAACGUUAUGGUGUACCUGAGCAGGUUCCUCCACCUGCAGGGCUCCAGUCAGGCAAUCAUCCACCUCCAGUUCAGACAGUCAGGAAUCAGUCUAGUCCAGGUCAUCCCGUCCAAAACAACCUUUCAAAUCCCAUGCCUCAGUCAGAAGUCAUAGAACUUCAGUCAGUGAAUCAACCACCUCCAGUUCAGUCAGUCUUGACACAGUCUGAUCCAAGCAGCCCAGCACUUCACCAAGCUCAGCCAUAUGCAGCACCUGCAGUUCCUCCACCAGUUCUACUUUUUGGAGUACCACCCGGUCUCGAGUACUUCACUCAGAUCGACCAGAUACUUAUUCACCAAAAAAUAGAGUGUAUAGAGAUAUUAACUGGCUUUGAGACUAACAACCAGUAUGAGAUCAAGAACAGCAUCGGGCAAGAGAUCUACCACGCCAAAGAAGACAGUGACUGCUUUAUACGCAAUUUCUUUGGUCCAGCACACGGUUUUAAAAUGCAUAUUAAGGACAGCAUGGACCAAGAGGUCAUUCAGUUGCACAGACCAAUGCGCUGCUUCCUGCAAGAGAUUGAGGUACAGGCUCCCCCUGGAGUAAUCAUAGGCUAUGUGAAACAGGAGUGGUCCUUUUUACCAAAAUUCACCAUCCUGGGCCCCAAUAAUGAGGUACUACUGAAGAUCCAGGGACCCUUCCUUCCAUUCAAAUGCUGUGGUGACAUAGACUUUGAGGUUAAAGGCAUUAUUGGUGAACAGUCUUUUGGUCGAAUCACAAAACAACGGAGUGGUUUAUUAAAGAAAUGCAUCAGUGAUGCCAGCAACUUUUGUAUCCAGUUCCCUCUGGACAUGGAUGUUAAAAUGAAGGCUGUACUUUUGGGUGCUUGCCUCUUUAUUGACAUCAUGUUCUUUGACAAAGGUGGACAUUUAUUUCUAAAAUUAUUAAGGGCAUCAUGAAAUGCCUUCCUUUUUUUUCUUUUUCUUUUUUAAAGAGUGUCUACAUUUAUAAUAUCCUGUCUCUGAGAGGCCAGUAUGGAGUCUGUAAGGAUUAAUAAGGACCUGGAGCAAAUCCCAGUUUUGCAUAUGCAGAUGAUUUGAUGAGUCUGCUUUCCAUUUGAGGGAGUUUGCUUUUCAGAGAACUGCUUUUCUCUCCUCCCAUAGCAGAAACAGUCAUAUGCAGGCGGUUUGAGUGAGAGUGUGGUAUGGUCUGAAUGACAGUAUACAUACUACUAAUGCCGUCAUAGAGAAAAAUGCAAAACAGGCAGGCAACCUUUGUCAAGAUGGAGAAACCUACACACUUCAAUGGACUCGUGGGGACCUCAUCUGUUCCUUGGAAUGGAAUAUUCUUCAGUUCUACUUUCCUUUUUAGUGAAUUUUAGUGCUUUCAGCACACAUGCACUGUUAGGAAAAUAUUGAACAGUGUUUUCCACAACCUUGUAGUUUUAUUUGUACAGCACAAAUGAACCAAAUGUACUGCCAUUCGGCUGUAACUCUUCAAAAUGUCAGUUUCUGAUGAUGUCAGCACUAUUUUUUAGCUCUCGUACUCGUAUUUAGCUCUAGACAAAACUGACAAUCAUA
This is a messenger RNA of Sinocyclocheilus rhinocerous, 1640 nucleotides long. Its product is annotated as phospholipid scramblase 2-like. Gene Ontology annotation, cellular component: plasma membrane. NCBI's taxonomy places the organism in Eukaryota, Metazoa, Chordata, Actinopteri, Cypriniformes, Cyprinidae. The coding region runs from base 42 to 1019 and encodes 325 amino acids. The transcript has 9 exons. The record is from RefSeq and is a predicted model, not a curated record. Gene Ontology annotation, biological process: plasma membrane phospholipid scrambling. Gene Ontology annotation, molecular function: phospholipid scramblase activity.